UUUGUUGAUAUCUGCAUGUCAAGGUGAAACUGGAAGAAUAUGAUUAUUCUAAAGGGGGAAUUUCUGGCCUCCCUGAUGAUCGGAAAUCAAUUGGGCAAUAUCAGAGAAGGAAAGUAGUCCUGAAGGAUCAACAUAUGGAUUUAAAAGCAGGAAGGAUUACAAUAUUGUCUUGCAAGACACAUUUACUUGUAGCUUACUAUAUUUGACAGAUUCCCAAGAACGCCAGGGUGCCCAAAUGUGAAGGAAAUCGCUUGUACUGUGUCUCUUCCCUUCGACUAUGAUUGGCCCCAUGCUAAUUAUCUGAGCAAUGAGAGCAAUUCAAAACAAGCCCGGCAUCAGUACACAAAUGGGGUGGUGGUAACUGUGAGCGCUACACAAAAGAAAUCCGAAACUACGUAAGAGGAUAGGGUGAAGGGAGAAAUAAGCAAAAACUAUUGGCCCUUUCUGAUGCCAAUUUAGGGGCAUUUUGCAAAAAAUGUAGUCUCCUGUCCUUCCAGCGGCAGUCGGUGCGAUCGCUUAGCAGCAAGGGCAUUGAAGUCCAGGAAGAACCCGAUCACGGGCAAUUCCGGCAGCGAAGGGAAAAAGACAAGCGGAUAUAGAAAACUACAGGAAUGAGCAGCUCUAGCCCAAUUAAUAAUCCCUUCUGAUCGUCUUUAUUGCGGUAAUGUCGCCCUCCCUCCGCCCGCAUACAAAAGGCUUCGUUCGCCUUUUCCCGCGCAGGGGAAUGGCGGCCGCCACGACGCAACAGCGCCCUCAGUUUCCAAUAGGCCUGUCCGGAAAAAGUUGCCUCCGUUCGACCUGCAAUCUGGGGAAGGCCGUCUCCCCUUCUCGCUCCCGGCCUCAAGUCUUGGCAGCGCAUCUCUCGCCGGGCCCCCAUGACUGUCUCCCGCUCCAGAGGCCCUGCUCAAACCAGACCCCGAGCCAAGGCAAGCAGGCGAAGGCGGCCGCCGCUCCGCGCAAUGCGGGGGCCGCUGAGGGUGGAGAGGAAAAACGGACUGGCGUGAGCUUCAGCGAGGGUUUCGCGGUGGACGGCCGAGCAGCCGGGACUCGAGAGAGAGAGAGAAAGAGAAGGCGAGAAGAGCCAUCGCGCUGCACGAACGGAAUAGGGAAAAAUAAAGCGCCCCCUUUUCAAACGGCGUCCCUUGCAGAACGAGCUUUCUUCAGCCGCGAGACCGCGUUUGGCACAGACAGCGACCAAAUCGCCUGGUUUAUCUACCCCUCCCCACCCGCCGCUGCCGCUUUGCAGGCAACCCUAAUUAGGCAGAAUCUCCCUCUGGUGGCGCUGGACGGGGCAGGUGCCUGACGCAUUCUUGGAGAAGCCCGAAGUCGUACACACAAGCCAAAAGCGGUUUACCGCCUCUUUUAACUCUCUGCCACUGCUUAGGGGCAGUUGAAAAAUAAAACAAACCGACUGAGUUC
This is a messenger RNA of Crotalus tigris (Tiger rattlesnake), 1419 nucleotides long. RefSeq lists its product as uncharacterized. NCBI's taxonomy places the organism in Eukaryota, Metazoa, Chordata, Lepidosauria, Squamata, Viperidae. The record is from RefSeq and is a predicted model, not a curated record. The coding region runs from base 665 to 1303 and encodes 212 amino acids. The transcript has 2 exons.